Messenger RNA from Protomyces lactucae-debilis, 4844 nucleotides. Its product is annotated as Golgi CORVET complex core vacuolar protein 8-domain-containing protein. The coding region runs from base 62 to 4588 and encodes 1508 amino acids. Lineage: Eukaryota; Fungi; Ascomycota; Taphrinomycetes; Taphrinales; Protomycetaceae. Gene Ontology annotation, cellular component: late endosome; HOPS complex. The record is from RefSeq and is a predicted model, not a curated record. The transcript has 2 exons. Gene Ontology annotation, molecular function: protein binding. Gene Ontology annotation, biological process: endosomal vesicle fusion; protein targeting to vacuole.
CACAAAGACGACGCGCUGACAGCCCUUGACACGACAGCGCGAAUGGACCGGUAAAUGACUGAUGAGCCAUGACGAGGAGGAAGCGUACGAGCGUGCUUUGCGAGAAGUACUGGGAGAUAGCUUGGAUGAAGCAACUAGCAAUGCCUGGCAAGCGGCCGAAGCCUCACAAGACGAUGCAAGCAGUGACGCCUCGUUGCGCAUUGUACCGGCCAUUGCGCUAGACGAUGUUUGGGAGGACUCACAUCAAUCACAAACACGGCGGUCUUCUGUUCUGAGUCUAUCGACUGCAGACGAGUCCUUGUCACCGCGUGACUCCGACUCGAUUCUAUCUCUAGGCGAUAGCUCAGCAUCCGUCACAGAGUCACCAGGGGCAUCAACCCAUCGCAGCUAUCUAGGUCCAUUACGCUCGAAACGUUAUGAAGGGCUUCGUUCUUCUUUGCUUUCGCCAGCGCUGGCAGGACCACGUCCAAGAACGGCCCAUUCGCGGUCGAGCUCCGUCCUCAGCAUGCUCAACUUACAAGAAAUCACUGACGAUCAAGCAAAAGACUUGAAGCCGCGAGAUACGUUGCGGUGGACGCGUCUCAAGCGCAUCUCCGACCAUCUCUACAGUCCAGCCGGUCGCAAAGCAUUUGGCAUCCCACAGUGCUUGACAGUCUCUGGCAUGCUAGCGUUUGGCACGAGCAAAGGCCUCAUUUUGGUGUUUGACUACAAGCAGACUUGUACGCACGUCAUUGGCAACGGUACUCGAGCGGCUGAAGCAGGCCCAGUCACAGCAAUCGCUCUAUCCGCAGACCAUACAUUCAUUGUCGGUGCGUACAGCGACGGCUCCAUCAUGUCCUGGGAUUUGGCUAGGCCAGCAACACCAGCGAAGGAGAUUCUACCUAUUCGCAUGCAAGACUUGCCUGCAAAGCAAGGCCAUUUGAUGAACACUCACAUCACACACAUCAGCUUCAUUGGCGCGCGUCACUCGCUCUUCUUGAGUGCGGAUGUGACUGGCAUGGUCUUUUGCCAUAGCUUUCAUCGUCGCAAGAUUGUUUCGAAUGUCGACUCUAUGCGUAUUCUCGGACGCUAUCCUACACUACCUGGCACAUCACCUCUCAAGCCAAGCACAUCUCUGUCUGCUGCUGUGUUGCCCAUUGGUACCGUUGCACAUUUUUCAGAUGUCCUCGGACUAGCAGCCCUCCUGACCCCUUACAAGCUGGUCAUUGUGUCUACAACGCCAACUGCACGUACACAAUUCAAGCUUCCACGGCCGUCUGGCGCUUAUGCUGAAUCUGAACAGAUCUCUGGUUGUGCAGCUUGGUUCCCCUGCGUUUCAAGCACAAGAGAUGCUCAAGUUGGAACAUGUCCACUCCUUGCUGUUGCAUGGAGUCGUCGACUCUUUGUGUUUGCCAUUUCAGGUGGCGUGCCACAGGAGGAGUCUGAUUCGAUUGUGCCUAUUGUCGUUGAGGAAGCUGGGCAAUUUCAAUCUCAAGAAAGCAUCGUGGCGAUGCGGUGGUAUGCCAAGGAUAUUUUAUGCUUGCUCACGACAUCGAAUCAGAUGCAACUAUUAGAUACGGUUGACUUUAGGCUUGUUGGCCAUGCUGACUUACUGGGGAAACAUAUCCUUUGCCAGGAUUUGCGCACCGCUCAACUGCAAUACUAUUUCGAGCAACGUGAGGCGGAAUAUGUCAACCAGAGCUUUGCAGAUGACUACUCUAGCAGCUUUACGACCUACAAGGGAAAACUGUUUUUGUUAGGUCAUUCGGAGGUUUCAGUGGGAUCUGUUCUUACUUGGAAAGACCGUGUUCAAGCUUUUGUCGCACAGGGUCUUUUUGUUGAAGCUUUGAACCUGCUUGAGGCAUACUAUGCUGGCCUGGUCGAUUUACGAGUCGUUGCAUUGCCUAGUGCCCAACAGCCACGCCAAGAAAUGGUCAGCAGCUUGUGCUACACAAUCCUUCCAAAAAUGCUUGAGCAAAUUGACCAACUGCAAUCAGCGGCAUUGACUGAAUUACUGCAAGCCAUCUUUGACUUGUGUCUGGCACUGGACAGCACUGAUUUUUUGUUUGACCAAGUCUUUGAGGCGUGCAACAUCCAGAAGCAUUCCUUUCUACAAGUCCUUGCUACGGCUGUACUUGAUGACCGGAUACGACAGGUGCCUCCAGAGAUUGUGCAAGAACUUGUUUCUGAGUUUGUCGCACAAAAUCUGCAUACACGGCUUGAAGACAUUCUUUGCCACCUUGAGCCAAGCUCACUUGAUCCCAAUCAACUUACUCAAUUAUGCAAGCAGAACCUUUUAAUGGAUGCGCUGGCGUAUGUCUGGAACGCAGCCCUUGCAGACUAUGUCACGCCUCUUGUUGAAUUUGUGGAACUCAUCAAGUCUGUCCUUCAAGCAACCUCAACAACGAGCGAUGCAAGUGCUCGUGCGCAAUCUCUAGCGAAUCUGGGUGCCAACACUGUCAAUGCCGUCAAGGUCUUUUCCUACUUGUCACUCACACUGACUGGUCGCUCAUUCCCGCGAGGAAUAGCCUUGGCCAAAAUGGAAGCCGAUGCUGCACGCAGCGCCAUUUAUGAAUUCCUCUUUUCAGGCGUCACGAUUGCGUGGCCGCCAGGGUCUAGCAGGUGGAUUCUGACAAAUCUCAGCACUCCGGAACCAUUCUUCCCUUAUUUGAAGCUCCUCCUUCACUUCGAUUGUCCGACAUUCUUGGCGUGUCUGGAUGAGGUGUUCGAGGAUGCCUAUCUCAAUGAAGGUCCAGACGACGAACGGCCUCGAUCAGCAACCACAUCACGCACAAUCACACGACAAUUUAUCAUUAAUAUCCUGCUUGACAUAUCAUCAAGUUUCUCGCAAGAAGACAUGCUCUCGCUUUGCAUGUUUAUUGCACGCAAUGUUCCCAAAUACCCACAAUUCAUUCUCCUCUCAGGUUCAGUCUUACAGCGUAUCUUGGAAGGGUUAUGUGACUACCAAGACGAUGAAGUCGCUGAUGAUUGUCAGCUUGCUGUUGAGUCCCUCUUGUCCAUCUUUAAGCCUGCGCACAUGCAUGAUCUUGUGCCUCGAUUGACGCGCGUUGGCUUUUUCCGUGUGUUGAAGAGUUAUUUUCGUGCAGAGGGGGAUGCCGUUGGAUUGCUACAAGCGUAUCUUCGGGACCGUGGCAGUGAAGUGCAAGUCUUUGGCUGUAUUGAAGAGCUGAUUGGUCCGGCGAGUAAGGUCGAUGCGGCUGCUCAACAAUCAGUGCAGGUUGCUAUUGUUGAGCAUGCUUUAGCUAUUGCUCGUGUGGAUGCGCCUACGUUUGCAAAAACGAUGGAUCGAUGCAGGCCAGCUUUGCACCAUUCCAUUGCCACUGCAUUGGAUGGAGAGGAGGCUUUACUGUUCAGAUACCUUCAGCCUGUCAUUCGUUUUGAACCAACAAAAGACUCAAUUCCAGAAUGGAUUGAUGCAGUUCUGCUGGUCAAGGUCGUUGAGCUUCUGUGUCGUUUCGACCGUGGUUGUAUACCUGUGUUCCUAGAACGACCAGGUGUUCUCACGCUUGUUCCAGCGGAACGACUGAUUGGCAUCCUGGAGCAACAUGAUGAAGUGGAGGGUCUCGUACGACUCAUGAGUAUCAGUGGUCAGCGUACUCUUGCGCUUAAGCGAAUCCUCAGACAUCUGGAUGAUCUACUCGAUACGCUCACCAGUCAUUCCCACUCUGUUGAUGUUCCUGGCACGAUGACUUCCAUGAAGCGAUACAUCGAAAUCGCUUCCGUCUUGUGUGCAGAAGAGGUGCACGUGUCGCUCAAUGAUGGAUCGAACAAAGCAGAAGCCAUGUGGGUAACCUUGUUGACGGCGACGCUGAAUUUGACACAAAAGGCUCGAAACAGCCUUGGACCUCUUGCAAGCAAGAAGUCGAUUGCAAAGGAACUGGUGGCGCUGAACUCUCUGCUGAGGAAUGCAGUAGGGACGUUAUUGAUUGCGGCGAGCCAGCAUUCAGCCGAGUCUGGCCCAGACCUGUUUGUUCAAAUUAUCCGCAAAUUUCUGGAACAGAUUCUAUCAACAGACUCGACUUCUGGCGCUCGCAAGGAUAUCUACUUACUACUGAGUGAUGUCUUUGAUGAACAUAUUCUCGGAGGCCAGCUACUCCUGCUCGCUGAGGACAUCUUGCAAGGCACACUAGCGACGCAAUUUGCAGCACAGUCAGCAAAGCGUCUCCAAGGCUGGCGUGUUUCUAAAAUGACAUGUGGCUUGUGCGAACGAGCAGUCCACUCACCGGUCGUUGUGCGGCAGGCAUUUCGAACGCAACAGGCCGAAGCUGCCUGCUCAUUGGAAGCGCGUCGGGCUGCACGGUCAGAGAGAGUGCUACAGAGACAUGGUGUGUCUAUCGAAAAGGCUAAGGGUAAAUCUCGACAAGAGGCACCUGCGCAGGUGGAGGAAGAAGAACCCUUACCAGAUAUGACGCAUAUCUUGGCGCAUGCGUGUGGACAUGUCUCGCACGAGGCUUGCGUCAAGCUAUCGAGAGUUGGGCAGGAACUCUCUGCGAUUGGAUGUGUGGUAUGUGUUCGACGGAGGGAAGCAGAGACACAGGCACGAAGGGUGAUGGAGGAGGAGCAAGGACGGGCGCUGGUCCUGCCAUAGUGUUGAGUGUUCAGAUGGAUACGGAUGCUUACCUCAUCUAACACGUGCCUCGACUAUUUUUCUCUCGUCUUGUGGCGGGCGCGUAGCUCAAGAUCGACGGGUGCCGGGGAAGCUUAAGUUUGGCCAGGGAGGGGGGCAUGCUUGCAGAUGCAGGGUGAUGGGUGGGUAAGGGCAGCAUGCAGGAGAUGGAGUAUCGAUGCCAGCAAGCGGAUAGACGCCGGCCCGUAGACACUGCGCUGGUGCUGUCGUUCGCGCU